AUGCAAGUGUCCUUCCUGAAGGACAACAAAACAUUACAGUGCCACGUGAUCCUGCGGGGAUUGCUGUCAGAGAUCCUGCGUAAAGAAGAAGACCCUAGGACAGCUUCCCAAUCCCUCCUGGUAAACUUGAGGGCAAUGCAGAAUUUCCUCAACCUGCCUGACACAGAGCGGGAUCGUAUAUAUCAGGACGAGAGAGAGAGAAGUAUGAACCCCAAUGUGAGCAUGGUGUCUUCGGCAGCCAGCAGUCCGAGUUCUUCCAGAACCCCCCAGGCCAAAACCUCAACACCGACAACAGACCUCCCCAUUAAGGUGGACGGCGCCAACGUCAACAUCACAGCUGCCAUUUAUGACGAGAUCCAACAGGAGAUGAAAAGGGCCAAGGUGUCUCAGGCCCUGUUUGCCAAAGUGGCUGCCAAUAAAAGUCAGGGAUGGCUGUGUGAGCUGCUCCGCUGGAAAGAGAACCCAAGCCCAGAAAACCGCACCCUCUGGGAAAACCUCUGCACCAUCCGCCGCUUCCUGAACCUUCCCCAGCACGAGAGGGAUGUGAUCUAUGAGGAAGAGUCCAGGCAUCACCACAGCGAGCGCAUGCAGCAUGUUGUCCAGCUCACUCCUGAGCCUGUGCAGGUCCUGCAUAGACAGCAGUCCCAGCCUGCAAAGGAAAACACACCUCCAAGAGAAGAGGCCCCACCUCCACCUGCUGAGGACAGUUGUGCCAAAAAGCCAAGAUCCCGUACCAAGAUAUCCUUGGAAGCUUUAGGCAUCCUUCAAAGUUUUAUCCAUGAUGUAGGCCUGUAUCCUGACCAGGAGGCCAUUCACACUCUGUCCGCUCAGCUGGAUCUGCCCAAACACACGAUCAUCAAAUUCUUCCAGAACCAGCGUUACCACGUAAAGCACCACGGGAAGCUAAAAGAGCAUUUGGGAACAGUGGUUGAUGUGGCAGAGUACAAAGAUGAGGAGCUGCUGACUGAAUCGGAGGAGAAUGACAGUGAAGAAGGCUCCGAGGAAAUGUAUAAAGUGGAACCGGAAGAGGAGAAUCCUGACAAAAGCAAGGCAACUCCUUCAGAAAUUGACCAGAGAUAAUGUGAGCCCAUGAUACAGAAAGCAAUACAUUGAUCCAAGGAUUUUCUGUUUAUUUUUAUUAAUUUGUUUUUUCCCCUCUUUUUGCAUUUGUUGUUGUUGUUUCUGUUGCACACGAUCCGUGUGAAAACUGAAUGAAUUCAGCAUCGUCCAAUUAAAACAUCGCCUUGACACAGACACUUGAGUGUUACACUUUUACGUUUGACUGAGAUAAUAGUUGUAAUCACAUAGGAUUAUGCCUGUUUUAAUCUUGCACUUAUGAAAGGGACAUCUAGCAAGUUAACAGGAAGAAAAAGACCUAUGAAAUCAAUGAAGGAAAAUUUACAGCUGUGUGUGUGUGUGUGUGUGUGUAUAUGUGUGUGUGUGUGUGUAUAUAUAUAUAUAUACAUAUAUAUAUAUAUAUAAUAAAAAUUGCAUGGGACAGAACUUUACAAUCCGAAAGUAUAGACUGUGAAAUGAGUUCUUUAAAGAUGAAACUUGUUUAUGUAUUAAAACCACUUCACAAUGAGUUGCUUUGGCUUUUUGAUAACUGCCGCCUGCUCUCAGGGUGUGGUGACUAUUUUUGAAUUCCUAUUUAUUUUCUAUGUUUAUCCCUGAUUUUUUUAUUAUUGUUAUUAUAUGGCUUCCUAUCUGGCAACUUGAUGGGUAAUUUUUGAGGUAUGUAUUUAAAGACAUAAAUAAACACUGCCAAAAAAAUAAGAGAGAAAACGGAAAAAAAAAUCAGGGCACCUUAAAAACAACUACUAUGUUAAAGUACUUUAAAACACAGUGCACACUUAAAAUGAUA
Molecule: messenger RNA, 1864 nt
Organism: Chrysemys picta bellii (western painted turtle)
Lineage: Eukaryota; Metazoa; Chordata; Testudines; Emydidae
Source: RefSeq, a predicted model, not a curated record